This is a messenger RNA of Didymodactylos carnosus, 342 nucleotides long. Lineage: Eukaryota; Metazoa; Rotifera; Eurotatoria; Philodinida; Philodinidae. The record is from the annotation of a GenBank genome assembly.
AUGAUGGGCUUUGCCAAAAGAACGAAAGUGUCACGUCUGAAUGAAUCUCAGAUACAAUAUCUCACUGAGAAGUUCGAUGAGGAUGUACAACAGAGAAUUCGAUGGAAACUAGAGGAAGUAUCAGGUGAAAUGCAACGAAAGAACGAUUUGAAGGAUAGAUUCUAUUUCACACCGGCCGAGUUUUUAAAACCUGGUCUGAUCAGAUCGUUUUUUUCACGUUUGAAGGCGAUACGUGAAAAGCAAACAGAAACAGUAGUUGUAGACGAAGAUGACGAUGAAUUUGAUGAUAAUCAGGUAGUUGAAGACACUGAGCAAAGAAAUAAUUUAAGAAAUUCAAUGUGA